Lemur catta (Ring-tailed lemur) is the source of this 881-nucleotide messenger RNA. It is a transcript of the gene RTBDN, whose product is annotated as retbindin. The transcript has 5 exons. The record is from RefSeq and is a predicted model, not a curated record. Gene Ontology annotation, molecular function: riboflavin binding; signaling receptor activity; riboflavin transmembrane transporter activity. Gene Ontology annotation, cellular component: external side of plasma membrane. NCBI's taxonomy places the organism in Eukaryota, Metazoa, Chordata, Mammalia, Primates, Lemuridae. Bases 16 to 705 code for a protein of 229 amino acids.
UUAUCUCAGGUGGACAUGGCCUGCUGGGGCCACAUUCAACCCAAUGGCUUGGCCUUGGCCUUGCAACUGACCAUGGCAUGGAUCCUACUGGAGGCCUGUGGAGGAAGCCAGCCACUCCAAGCUAGGUCCUGGGGACAUCAUGGGCUGGUGGAUGAUCUGGGCACAGGCCAGCUGCACCUGGCAGGAUCUUGUUGUCCUUCAGAGAUGGACAGGCCAGAGGCAUCGGGCCCUGGGACCUUUCCAGAGCGCUGUGGGGCACCGAGCCCUGGGUGUGAAUCCUUCCUGGGACACCUCCAACUUGUCUUUCACAGUCGCUUCCGCCUGCUACUAUUGGGGAUACGCCAGGCACAGCCGCUGUGCAUGGAGCUCUGCGAGGCCUGGUUUGCCGCCUGCGAAAAUGAUGUCACCUGCAGCCCGACUUGGCUCCCACUCCCAGAAAAAAGAAGCUGUGAACCCAGCUGCCGUACCUAUGGGCAGACCUUCACUGACGGUGUGGACCUUUGUCGCUCGGUUCUGGGCCAUACCCUGCCAGUGGCCGCUCCUGGCGCCCGUCACUGCCUCAACAUUUCCACCUCGGCCCUGACGCAUCCCAGACCCCAACAGCGGGCCCGGGAAACCACCUCCUGGCGCUCCCGUCGCUCUCCCACUUCGAUCCUGGACGCUGCGGGCAGCGGGAGCGGCAGUGGAAGCGGCAGCGGCCCCUAGCGGACGUCUGCGGGAGACGCAGCCCUUCCCUGGCCCCGCCCCUCUCCUUCUCCGCUUCCUAGUUUCCAGAGUCCUGUCCCUCCUCCCUGGGGCUCCACACACUCUCCCCUCUGGGGUUAUCAGAGAUACGAUCCAACUCUCGCUCAUUUUUCCCUGUCUCCCCUGAAUAAAGUCGC